This is a messenger RNA of Acanthaster planci (crown-of-thorns starfish), 2252 nucleotides long. RefSeq lists its product as uncharacterized. The record is from RefSeq and is a predicted model, not a curated record. NCBI's taxonomy places the organism in Eukaryota, Metazoa, Echinodermata, Asteroidea, Valvatida, Acanthasteridae.
CAAAACGUGUAAUUGCAAAACACAGGUUAAAGAAUUUUUAAAGAAAAAAACACAACCAGCUUUUGUUGGUCAUUGCGAAACUUGUAGAACUAAAGGCCAGUUAAUACUUCAAGCGAAAGCGAAGCGAUAUUGACGUCAGGACAAUUUUUCAACGAAAUUUCGCUCGAGUUGAAAUUGGUUUCACUUUUACAGGGUUGCAACGCGAAUAUCUUGAUCUGACGUCACAAAUGCGCGUUCACUUUCGCUUUCGCGCAAAGUAUGAACGGCCACACAAGAUUCAAAUUGUGACGUCAUGCACAGUGAAGAAAGUAUAUAAUAUUCGUGCCAGUUAGUCUGUAUCUCAGGGUUUUUCUCACCACUAAGAAUUUAUCUUUGUUUCAUUGUGUGGCUGGAGCAUAUUCUUGCUUCCUCGGUCAAGAGCUGCUGUCGCAACAUGGGAGUCACUUCCGCUGGGUGCUGCUGACGGAGCCUCCUCUCGAAGCGUUCGGCGGUGUCGGCUGUAAUGCCUUCCAGCUGGGAGGGCUAAACAUGGCUGGACGUCCCGCUUACGCCCUUGGCGUAAGCUUGGCAGAGCUCGGCAAAACACCAACGGAGAUGACAGGUGUCCCAGACUGCCAAAAGGGUGAGGACCAUCCUACUUUCAUCACGGAGCCAACAGAAAACGGCGACACAGUGGUGCUGUUCCCUUUCGGUGAAGUUACAUUUCCGUUGGGCAUCACAGUUGAGUUAAACAGGGAAAAUCCAGACUGUAUCGCACGAAUCUACCUGGCCAAGACUAGUAACUCUUCGCAGAUCAAUCAGUCACCCUAUUUGAUAGAGUUCCUCGUGACUGGAAUGAGGGUAAGGACGCGGAAGUCUGAAUCCCCAGCGACAGAUAUCCAGACCAGAUUCCUGGUUAAUCAAUGCCAGAUCGAGGUGACCUAUCAACACAAACAAAUCACAAUACGACUUGCUUACAAUGAGGGAGGACUUGAAAUAUCCAGACUGUUCAAGGAAUCCCCAGCAAAGGGUGUGCACUUCCUGGGUAUUUCAUCGACCGGACGUGUCGAAUGGAAGUUUUCACUCUUUGAGCCCCCCAAAAUAUCGCUCGAUAUAAUUUGAAUUCACUUAACAAACACAUAUAUUUGGAAAAAUUCGAGGGGCAUAAUAUCGUCUCGAGAGUAUAAGACAAAAUGUACUACAUAAUUAUACUUAAACUGAUGGGUACUUUCUUUUCAUUCCAGUGAAGACUUGAUGACAAUCUUGGAGAGAGAAAAGCAAUAACAUACAUAUUCAGCAAAGACACAAAGUCCUACUUUACUUGCAAAGUUAAAUUUCAAGUCACAAACAGCGCAUUUAUUAUCUCAAAGUGCAUUAGUAUUGUUGUUUUAUGAACGGCACAAGGCCACUGUUGCUUUAAAUUUGCCAGAAGCAAAAGGUAUUGAAAUAGUGUUGUGUGCAUUGUCUCGUGUAGAAUAUUCCUCGACACAGAGUGAAAUCAAAUUCAGAACUUCAGUAAAAAAUGUUACAAUGGUAUGCAGCAGGCCUACGUUCUUUGAGAACUGGCAGAGUUCGACAGAGAAUUCAGCAAAAUCUCCCCCACAUAUGUGGAUGUGUUUUAACCUUUCGAAGACAAAUGAAUGGACUAUAUGUAUGGAAUAUUUUCGACACAUUUCUCUAGAAAUGGCAUUUCCAGUCGAUAUUUAGAUUAAAUGUAAACUUGACAUAUUAUGUUCAAGACUGUCACGAAAAGGAAUGGGUUGAUCUUAUUUUUCCAAAACGAAGUUGUUCCCAAAACCUUUAUUCAGAGCACAGUUAUGGAGGAUUUGCGAUGUAACCACUCAUUUUCCAGCAAAAGAAAGUUAAACCAUCUGAAAAAAAACAAAUUGAACUGAAUGGAGGGCGCCGCGGUCAUCUUUCAAUUAAAGGACCUACGUUUAACACAGGUGCUCUCAGUCAAACUGUCAGAAACAGAAUCAAAUUCGUUUUAAUAGUACAUUUGCACUUUUGCUAAGAGUUCUAAUUCCUCGUUCUCUCAAGUUUAACAAGAUUAGUUCCUUUGUUUGGGCAUAUAGACAUUAAGGUGUGUUUGUCUACACGGUCAAAUUAUAAAUGAAGUAUAUUGUUUAGCCAACUUGUGCACAAUUAUGUAAUGUUUUGUCUUUAGUUUUACUAUGUAGGACGCACUGCUUCACUUUUCAUUGACACUUGUUCAAGACUCAGUUUUCUCUAUUUGAGUUAUAUUUCUUGUGAAAUAAAUACAUGUAUAUAAU